GUGGCCCAGGCAGGGGGUGCGGCCCGGCCUUAGGCCUGGAAGGCGCGGCCGGGCUCGAACGGAGGCCGAGGCCCGUGUGCUGGGAUCGCCUCUGCGGGGAACCCCUUCCAGCCUCCGCUUUACCUUGUAUCGCCCGAGCCCUGGGCUCUCCUCCCCCCCCCCCCUUUUUUUUAACUUUUAAAUUUUGGAAUAAUUUUAGAUUUACAGAGGUGGGAGAGAUAGUUUCCCCUAAUGUUAUUUCCAUCACCAUGGUGUAUUUGUCAACACUAAUAAAUUAACAUUGGCAUAUACUGUUAACUAAAGGACAAGCUUUAUUCACAUUUUACUAGUUUUUUCCCACUAUAUAAAUUUUUUUUUUUUUUUUUCCUGUUCCAGGAUCCAAACCAGAAUAUCGUAUUGCAUUUCACUGGCCUUAUUUUUAAACUGGUGUUAACAGCUGGAAUCUCAUCUUUCUCGUGUCUCCAUCCCCACCUCCCCAUUCCCCAAGACAUGAGCUACUUUUUAAAAAUCCAAGAAAUAUUGACUCUUGCAACUUAGUGAGCAUUUAUUGGUAGUCGAUUGUAUGCCCGGGCACUGUUACAGGUACUGGUGAUUCAGCGCUGAAUCAUAAUCCUUUCAUAUGGGAGCUAAAUAUAGUCAGUCCCCUGAAACCCAUAGUUCUGUCUUCUGCAGUUUCCUGUUUCUGAUUUUUUAAAAUGUAAGGACAUGCCAACUUAGAAUAGUUUUUAAGUUGUUUGGAAUCUGUUUAAACUUUUCUGCCCCUUCCUGUUUACCUAAAUUUUACUAUCAACUUCCAAGUGAGAGGAUUGCCUCUUGCAUCUUUCAUUAUUGAUCAAGAUUCCCCCCCACCCCCGAAAUUUAUUACUUUAUGAGACAAAGAAAUGCUAAGUGAACAGGACUGAUGACCCUACUGUAGGAGGAGUUGCUCUUAUGCCUGUAAUUUUUAGAUGCUUUGACAGAUACAAUAAAUCCAGGGAAAAGCUUUAAAAAUCACUCUGCAUUCUCUUUUUCUCAGUUACCAUGUUUUAAGGAACUGGCAGUUGCUCAGAGAUGAUAAGCAGCCUGAAUAUAUUUUUGUAUUUCUUUGCAUAUUGUGCACCAGUUCAUGAUCAGGUGGUGCCAGCAGGAAGCUCUUCAUCCAGAGUCAUAGUACACGUGGAUCUGGAUUGCUUUUAUGCACAAGUAGAAAUGAUCUCAAAUCCGGAACUGAAGGGCAAACCUUUAGGCGUUCAACAGAAGUAUUUGGUGGUUACCUGCAACUAUGAAGCUAGGGAAUUUGGAGUAAAGAAACUUAUGAAUGUUAGAGAUGCAAAAGAAAAGUGUCCACAGCUGGUGUUAGUUAAUGGAGAAGACUAUCGUUACAGAGAGAUGUCAUAUAAGGUUACAGAGUUAUUGGAGGAAUUUAGUCCAGUUGUCGAGAGACUUGGAUUUGAUGAAAAUUUUGUGGAUCUAACAGAAGUGGUUGAGAAGAGACUACAGCAGCUUCAGAGUGAUGAACUUUCAGCACUGACUGUGUUUGGUCAUGUGUACAAUAAUCAGUCUAUAAACCUGCAUGAUGUCUUGCACAUCAGACUGCUUGUGGGAUCUCAGAUUGCAGCAGAGAUGCGGGAAGCCAUGUACAAUCAGCUGGGUCUCACUGGCUGUGCUGGAGUGGCUUCCAAUAAACUACUGGCAAAAUUAGUUUCUGGCAUCUUUAAACCAAAUCAACAAACAGUCUUAUUACCUGAAAGUUCUCAAGAUCUCAUUCAUAGUUUGAAACACAUAAAGGAAAUGCCUGGUAUUGGCUAUAAAACUACCAAACGCCUUGAAGCUCUGGGUAUCAGUAGUGUGCAUGAUCUUCAAACCUUUUCAUCCAAAAUAUUAGAAAAGGAAUUAGGACUUUCAGUUGCUCAGCGUAUCCAGCAGCUCAGUUUUGGAGAGGAUAACUCUCCUGUAACACCCUCAGGACCACCUCAGUCCUUCAGUGAAGAAGAGUCACUUAGAAAAUGUUCAUCAGAAGUUGAAGCUAAAAGUAAGAUCGAAGAAUUACUUUCUAGUCUUUUGAACAGAGUAUGCCAAGAUGGAAGGAAGCCACAUACAAUAAGAUUAAUAAUCCGUCGGUAUUCAUCUGGGAAGCACUGUAGCCGUGAGAGUCGUCAGUGCCCUAUUCCAUCCCACAUAAUUCAGAAGUUAGGGACAGGAAGUUAUGAUGCGAUGACACCAAUGGUUGAUAUACUUAUGAAACUUUUUCGCAACAUGGUGAAUGUGAAGAUGCCAUUUCACCUAACCCUUUUAAGUGUGUGCUUCUGCAACCUUAAGUCACUAAAUACUGCUAAGAAAGGGACUAUUGAUUAUUAUUUAACACCAUCACUAUCAACAACUUCACGCUCUGGCAAGCGCAGUUUUAAAAUGAAAGAUACUCAUAUGGAGGAUUUUUCCAAAGACAAAGAAACAAAUUGUGAUUUCCUACCAACUGGAAGAAUUGAAAGUACAAGAACUGGGGAGUCUCCACUAGAUACUCUAAAUUUUUCUAAAGAUAAAAACAGUGAUGAAUUUCUACCCUGCUCACUUCCUGAGGGUAUUGACCAAGAAGUCUUUAAGCAGCUUCCAGUAGAUAUUCAAGAAGAAAUCCUGUCUGGAAAAUCUAGAGAAAAAGUUCAAGGGAAAGGAAGUUUGAGUUGUCCAUUACAUGCCUCUAGAGGAGUAUUAUCUUUCUUUUCUACAAAACAAAUGCAAAAUAGUCCCUUAAGUUCUAGAGAUCAUUUAUCUAAUAGCAAACAGAUACCGUCGUUAUCUCCAUGUGAACCUGGAACCUCAGGCUUAAAUAGCAAUAGUUCCUCUUACCUGUCUAGCCAAAAGGAUUAUUCACAUUAUCUAGACAAUAGUUUAAAAGAUGAACGAAUGAGUCAAGGACCUACAGAAUCUCAAGGAUUCCACUUUUCAAAUACAAACCCCACUGUGUCUGUUUUCCAUUCAUUUCCAAAUUUGCAGAGUGAGCAGCUUUUCUCCAAAAACCUCACAUCAGAUAGCCAUAAGCAACCACCAGCAACAGCGUCUCAUCCUGAAGGACUUGCAGAAAAUAUAGAGCAAGAUUCUGCUGAGAAAAUUACCUUUCCUUCUGAUGUUGAUCCUGAAGUUUUCUAUGAACUACCAGAAGAGGUACAAAAAGAGCUGUUGGCUGAUUGGAAGAGAACAGGAUCAGAUUUCUACAUUGUACAUAAAUAAGCAUGUUCAGAAGAAAGGUCUAAAAAGCAAGGGAAAGACCAUUGUUCUCAGAUUAGCAGUUUAUUAAGCUCAUCUAAAUUAAACACUAAUAUUCAAUAAUGUCACAAUCCAAUAUAAAAUAUUCCAAAUAAAGCAAGAAUAGUUAUGGGAAGUAAAUUCUGGCACAAAGUAUAAAAAAUUCAUAAUAGAAGAAAUAAUGUAAAACAUUACCUUCCUCUUAUUUCUAAAACUAUUUUAUAAUGCUUUUCAAUAAAAAUAUAUCUUGGUCAGCAUUAGUUCAUUUUCCAUAAAUUGAGGGGAAAGGUAUACUGUAUAUGCCUACAUAUAAAAAAAUAGACUGACCAAAUCAUUACUAUGCUAUAGCAAAGAAUUUUUUUUUCUGAAAUAUGGAAUGGCUUAUGAAAUUCAGCCCAGUGAGAAGCAGCCAAAUAAGAAAUUCUGCCAACUCACCUAUUAAAAAUGUAGAUAUCUUUGAAGUGCUUUAUCAUUUAUUAAGUUAAUUUUUUAAAAAUAGCAAAGUGAUGCGAAUUCAGUUAAUGCCUCUUAUUACACCUAGAACUUACCACAAUGCGUGACACACAGAGGGCACUCAAUAACUGUUGAAUAAGUGAAUUGUGUGGCAGGGGCCAGAUGGGGAGCUGGGCAGGGGAGUGUAUAUACAUGUAGAAAACUAGAAGGAACUCUAAGCAGAAAGAUUAAGGGAAGGAUGGACACCAGAAGCGCAAGGUGGUGUGGGUCUCUAAGAAUGCAAGAUAGUUGGAAGAACAUUUCUUUCUGUCCAGUCUGUAGGGUCUAAAAGCAGUGCAUUAUAUGUUUUUGCAUCUUCUCUACAUUUUGGAGGUGAGAUUAAGAAUUUCACACCCACAGCUAAUAUGCACAGUUACUAAACUGAUGGAUGUCCUCUUUCUUACAUGUUACUGCCUUCAUCUUUUGCCUGCUAGAUUAAAAAUUGGGUAUAAGAUUGUAGACACCUUUAAUUUGUAAGAGGUAGAGGAUGUUUCUAGAACACGUCGCGGUAUCCCUUAGUACUGUUUGGAGGAGUCCUGUUUAUAACCUUUGCAGAUAUAACUUAAAGAAAAGACAAUAAAAAUAAAGUAUACAAACAUAAAGAGUAGCUUAAAAUUACUUUCUUCUAGGUAAGAAGUGUGAACUUAGUUUCAGAUUCCUUGAAAUUUGAAAAUUCCCUAACCACCAAGGAUUUUUAACAGGGAAUUUGGGGUUAUCAAAAACAACUUGUAGCAAGAACAUCAGAAGUUAUUCACCAUGCAAAUAACUAUAGAAGUUUCUAUAUGUAGUAUUCUGAUAAGGUUGUUAAACUCAAACGGAGUUUAUUAUUUUUUUAGAUAAUUUAUUUUUUAAAAAGUUCUAAUAAUCCUUAUAAUUAUCUCAGCCAGAAAUCAGUAUCUGACUUUUUAAGUUAUCUUUUAUCUUUGUCUGCUUUUAAUAAGAUAAUCUUUUUUUCUUUAGUGUUCUACAAAUGUAUAAUGUUUGGAAUUGUGAAUGUUUUUUUUUUAUUCUUGAUAUAUGCUCAUAUCCUGUAUAUUUCAUGUUAAUUUCUAAAGGAAAAAAAAAUUGUUAGCCACUGGCCCUUGGAGUAUUGUUUCCCUAUUCUAGGACUCUCGAUUGCACACACGGACUUUCUUACUCUAUCCUUCAUGUCCCUUAAUCUCUGCUGCUUUUCAUUAUCUUGUUUAUCUGCUACAUUUAGACUAAUUUCAUCAGUUCUGUCUCUUCACUGAUUUGUUUUUCAUCUGUGUCUGAUACACUAUUUGAAACACUAAUGAUGGUUUUAAUUUUAGUAAGUAUAUUUUUCACUUGAUUCUUUUUCUAAUCUUCCUGUUUAUUCCUUAUGGUCUCUUAUAAAAAAAACCUCAUAAAUAUUUUAUAUUUUAUUUCUGAUUAUUUCAGUACUAGUGUAAGUUUUCAUAAGUCUAAAUUUUCUGAUAUUGGUGUGUACCAUUUUGGCUUGUGUCCUUGAGCAUGUGGCCCAGCUUAAUCUGUGGGAGGACAGAGGACUAAACUGUGGUGCUUCCCUUCAGGUAUGAUUUGCAUUUGCUGCAGUGAGGCAACAACAAUCCACAGGCACCACUUGAACCCCUCCUAGGUCCUGGCAGUGGAGUCAUCUUUGAGCUGCCUGACCUUGCUACUGCCCUAAGGUUUUCUCUCCAGAGGUCAUUUGCAGGCCACUUGCCUUUAGAAUAAACUCUACCUUCCAAGCUUCUUGCCUCAUGCUUCCUGCUCCUUUCCUGGUUAGAGAUUUAUAUAGUAAAACCAAUCAAUGAAUUAUGAGAUCUAUUUUGUAUUAAGCAUAUCUCUUCCACCAUGGUGUGGAAGUACAAGUCUAUUUGAAUUUAGUUUUUCCAUGUUAUCUUUUACUACCAAUUGUUCCCUGUUCUGUGCUGCUUUCCCACCCUCAUCCCCUUUCCUUCUUUUCAGAUUGGUUGGGUUUUCUACUCAUCAUGUUUUACCUCUACUGAUGUGAAAUUUAAACAGUCUAAGCACUUUGGAUUACCUUUAAAAAUUUAACAUCUAAAAAUGGCAAAUACCUGUACCCUCUCUGCAAAUACGAGGAUGUUCAAAUAUAUUAAUUCUAAUCAAAUUCCUCUAGUUCUUUAUGUAGCCCUCAAAUUGGAUAGUAUUCGUAUGUUAUAUAGUAAUUAAGUUUGCUCACGUUAUUUAUUUAUUUAGGCUCACCUUUUUUCUUACAUCUCAGACAUUUCAAAGUAGAAUUGUUUUUACUUUCUGAAAUGUCUUUAGAACUGUGGACUUCUCUUUGGCUGUUUUAAAAUACUUUUAUCUUUGGAGCUAUGCAGUUUUUACUCUGCUACAGAUUUCUUUUUAUCAUGUUUUUAACACAUAGCUCAUUGAUGCUCUGUUCAUUUCUUUUUCAGUCUUCUCUCUCUUUCUCUUUGGAUAGUUUUUAUUGCUCUGUCUUCAGGUUCACUAAUUUUUCUUCCAUAGUGUAUCAUCUGUUAUUUCUUUUCACUAGUUUUCGUUAUAGACAUUUUAUUUCUCUGGAUACCUGAAUUGGGUUAUUUUUGUAUCUUUUAUAUCUCUACUUAAUAUGCUCAGUUUUUCUUUAUCCUCUUGAACAUAUGAAAUAUUAGUAAUUGUUUUAAGGUCUUUUUCUAUAGCUCAUUUCUGUGUGUAUUUCUAUUGAUUUGUUUUUAUUAUGGGUCAUAUUUUUCUGCUCUAUGCAUGCUUCGUAAUUUUUAAAAUUGUAUUGCAGACAUUGUGAAUUUUAACUUGUUAGAUAAUCGUUUCUGUUUUAUAAGUAUUUGUGAGUUGUGCUUUAAAAGGUUACUUUAUUACAUGUGACCAAAGCAGCAUUUAGUCUAGGAACAAUAUUACCCUACUACUGAGACAAAAUCCUGAAGACACAUGCCCUGUGAUUUGUGAGUUGUUUUUUUUUUUACUCUGGUUGGUCAUAGCGUGAAAUAUUUCUGGUCCUGUGUGGUCUCAGGAGAUUUUUUUCCCUUUGCACCUUUCAAGUGGUUCCUUCCCACACUUGGGUAAUUUCUUGUACUAAUCAGUACUCCGCUGAAGACUCGAGGGUUAUUCUUUGCAGCUCUCUGGGCAGCCUCUCUCCUCCAGUAUUCUGCCCUAUGAACUCUGGCCACUUUGGUGUCUCCAGACUCUCAGCUCUUGUCUGCUCAAUUCACAGACUGCUAGGUUCUCUCUGGCUCUCUCCACCCAGUACUGCACCCUGGAAACUCUUCAAAUGAGUGAACUAAGGAAU
Messenger RNA from Miniopterus natalensis, 6943 nucleotides. Lineage: Eukaryota; Metazoa; Chordata; Mammalia; Chiroptera; Miniopteridae. The record is from RefSeq and is a predicted model, not a curated record.